Drosophila mauritiana is the source of this 2073-nucleotide messenger RNA. RefSeq names its product glutathione hydrolase 1 proenzyme. Lineage: Eukaryota; Metazoa; Arthropoda; Insecta; Diptera; Drosophilidae. Gene Ontology annotation, biological process: glutathione catabolic process. Gene Ontology annotation, cellular component: plasma membrane. Gene Ontology annotation, molecular function: glutathione gamma-glutamate hydrolase. The transcript is spliced from 4 exons. Bases 117 to 1895 code for a protein of 592 amino acids. The record is from RefSeq and is a predicted model, not a curated record.
ACUAGAAAAGAGCAGAGAACAGCUGAUUUUUGAAAUGAAAAGGAUAUGGAUAUUUCCAUUUGAACUGCGAUGGUGCGGCAAUGGGGUUGAAAACAAUGCAAAUCUAGGUGCUAGCGAUGUACAUUAGGAUAGGAUUGAACAGUUUGAUAUCCGUGGUGAUUGUCAUCCUGGUGGCAGUCUAUAUCUACCGACAUCCGGGCGGAAAUGCUGGCACAAGGAAGACGUCCAGGAGACCGCCAAACCCGGAGGAUCCACUGCCGCCCUCCAAUUCGCCGCUCCAUCGAUUCUCCCAGGCGGCCAUUUGCUCCGACAGCGAUGUAUGCAGCCAGUUGGCCAGAACAGUCCUGGAGAACGGAGGAAGUGCUGUGGAUGGCGCCUUGGCGGCCCUGAUUUGCAACGGACUCAUCGGGAUGCAGAGCAUGGGCAUCGGUGGCGGCAUGGUCAUGAACAUUUACGUGGCCAAGGAGAACAAAUCCUACAGCAUUCUGGCCAGGGAAAUGGCGCCGCUGGCACUGCGUGCGGAGAACUUCUCGUCGUUUCGCGAUGAGCAGGAUUUCAAGAGAUCCGGCUGGUCCAUUGCCGUGCCAGCUGAAUUGGCCGGCUAUGCGGUGGCCCACCAGAGAUUCGGGCGGCUGAAGUGGAAGGAUUUGGUGCUGCCCACUUUGGAAUUGUGUCGUCGUGGCUACCGAUUGUAUAAGCACCAGUACGAUGCGCUCAUACUCAACCAGGACAUGAUCAGGGCCGAUCCCGGCCUGCGCCGAAUGUUCAUCGAUCCCGCCACCGGGCGCUUCUGGCCAUUGGGCCAUCUCGUUCGCCCCGCGGCUCAAUUGUGCACCACCUACGAUCGGUUGGCCAACGAGGGACCACUCAGUUUCUACCGCGGAUCUAUCGCCGAUGAUCUGCUGGCCGACUUGAGGGACGCGGGCAGUGCAAUAACUAAGGAAGACCUCAACCAAGCGCACGCCAAGUUGAGUAGGGCGAUUGUGAUGCCACUGGAUGAGUAUGAUCUCCAUUUGACUCCUCCACCUGGAAGUGGUCACGUUCUCGGCUUUAUGAUGAACAUACUCAAGGAGUUCCGGGCGGAAUUCGCAAAAGCGGGAAUUAUGAGCCCACGCCAAAUCCAUUUGCUGGUCGAGGCGAUGAAGUUUGGAUUCGUGAAGCGAUGGCAACUGGACGAAUCCGCGAGCGAGGAGCUUUUGGCUAACUUGACCAGUUAUGAAUUGGCAAAAUCCGUGGCUAGGAAAAUUAACCACACACAUACCUUUAACCGCCCAGAGUUCUAUGGAGCAGCACCUGGUAUUCAAGUACGAGAUGAGCACGGCACAGCGCACACUUCAGUGCUCCAUGAAAACGAUGCUGUUUCAGUGACCAGCUCCAUCAAUUUCUAUUUUGGCAGUGGACGAACUGGCAGACGCACAGGUGUCAUCUUUAACAACGCCAUGUCGGAUUUCUCCAUCGAGCAGCUCAAGAACUACUUCGAUCUGCCCUUCGUGGCUGGCACGAAUGGUGUAGCUCCUGCCGCCCGUCCCAUGUCCUCCAUGAGUCCAGUGAUUGUCACCGAACGCGCCUCUGGCAAAGUUCGCUUGGUUGUGGGUGCCGCUGGCGGUACCAAAAUAAUAUCCGCCCUCCUGCCCCUCCUCGUGCGCAUCCUGUGGCAGGAGGCGAGCAUCAAGACCGCCAUCGAUGCCAGUCGCCUCCAUCAUCAAAUGCUGCCCAAUGUUCUGCUCUACGAGUAUGGACUACGGCAGAGCGAUGUGGAUAGCUUGGCGGAGAGGGGACAUCGAUGCGAGCGUUAUGAGAACCGCGGUUCCGUCAUCUGUGGAAUCGCUCAAGCAAAUGACACCAUCUGGGUGAAUUCGGAUUUUCGGAAGCCAGGUGGAGUUAGUGGAUUUUAAGAAGUCUGAUGACUUUUUACAAAUUAUACCAAACAUAUAGUAUUCACACAAAGUAUUAAUUAUGUUGAAACACGUUAAUUGCUCAAAUAUGUUUGAAUUUACCAAUUAUUUUUUAAGAAGUUAGUAAGCCGCACGAAUGAAAAAACAACCAGUAUUUGUUUAAACGUUGUGUUAUUUU